This is a messenger RNA of Ornithorhynchus anatinus (platypus), 2623 nucleotides long. It is a transcript of the gene P4HB, whose product is annotated as prolyl 4-hydroxylase subunit beta. Lineage: Eukaryota; Metazoa; Chordata; Mammalia; Monotremata; Ornithorhynchidae. The record is from RefSeq and is a predicted model, not a curated record. Gene Ontology annotation, molecular function: protein disulfide isomerase activity. The transcript has 11 exons. Gene Ontology annotation, cellular component: external side of plasma membrane; endoplasmic reticulum. Gene Ontology annotation, biological process: response to endoplasmic reticulum stress; protein folding. Bases 68 to 1606 code for a protein of 512 amino acids.
UCGCGCCCCUCCCCUCCCCCGUCCUUCCUUCCUUCCUUCCUUCCUUCCUUCUUUCCCUGUCGCCGACAUGCCGACUGGCGGCCUGCUCUGCCUGGCCCUGGCCCUGGCCCUGGCGGGCGGCGUCCGCGCCGACGCCCCCGAAGAGGAGGACCACGUCCUCGUCCUGAAGAAGAGCAACUUCGAGGAGGCCCUGGCGGCCCACAAGUUCCUCCUGGUGGAGUUCUACGCCCCCUGGUGCGGUCACUGCAAAGCCCUGGCCCCCGAGUACGCCAAGGCCGCCGGCAAGCUGAAGGCCGAAGGCUCCGAGAUCCGACUGGCCAAGGUGGACGCCACGGAGGAGUCGGACCUGGCCCAGCAGUACGGGGUCCGAGGCUACCCCACCAUCAAGUUCUUCAAGAACGGGGACACGGCCUCCCCCAAGGAGUACACAGCCGGCAGGGAGGCGGACGACAUCGUGAACUGGCUGAAGAAGCGGACGGGCCCGGCCGCCGCCACCCUGCCGGACGUCGCGGCCGCCGAGGCCCUGGUGGAGUCGAGCGACGUGGCCGUCGUCGGCUUCUUCAAGGAUGCGGGAUCGGAGCCGGCCAAGCAGUUCCUGGCGGCGGCCGAGUCCAUCGACGACAUCCCCUUCGGCAUCACGUCCGGCGGCGAGGUCUUCGCCAAGUACCAGCUGGACGAGGACGGCGUCGUCCUCUUCAAGAAGUUCGACGAAGGCCGCAACAGCUUCUCCGGGGAGGUCACCAAAGAGAACCUGUCCAACUUCAUCAAGCAGAACCAGUUGCCCUUGGUCAUCGAGUUCACGGAGCAGACGGCCCCGAAGAUCUUCGGGGGCGAGAUCAAGACGCACAUCCUGCUCUUCCUGCCCAAGAGCGUGGCCGACUACGACGGCAAGCUGAACAACUUCAAGAAGGCGGCUGGCAGCUUCAAGGGCAAGAUCCUCUUCAUCUUCAUCGACAGCGACCACACGGACAACCAGCGGAUCCUGGAGUUCUUCGGCCUGAAGAAAGAGGAGUGCCCGGCCGUCCGCCUCAUCACCCUGGAGGAGGAGAUGACCAAGUACAAGCCCGAGUCGGACGAGCUGACGGCGGACAAGAUCAAGGAGUUCUGCGACCGCUUCCUGGAGGGCAAGGUCAAGCCGCACCUGAUGAGCCAGGACCUUCCCGCCGACUGGGAUAAACAGCCCGUCAAGGUCCUGGUGGGCAAAAACUUCGAAGAGGUCGCCUUCGACGAGAAGAAGAACGUCUUCGUGGAGUUCUAUGCCCCCUGGUGCGGGCACUGCAAGCAGCUGGCGCCCAUCUGGGACAAACUGGGCGAGGCCUUCAAGGACCACGAGAACGUGGUCAUCGCCAAGAUGGACUCGACGGCCAACGAGGUGGAGGCGGUCAAAGUGCACAGCUUCCCCACGCUCAAGUUCUUCCCGGCCAGCGCCGAGAAAACGGUCAUCGACUACAACGGGGAGAGGACGUUAGAAGGGUUCACCAAGUUCCUGGAGAGCGGCGGACAGGACGGGGCGGCCGACGAUGACGACCUGGAAGAUCUCGAAGAAGCGGAAGAGCCGGACCUAGAGGAGGACGACGACCAGAAGAAUUUGAGAGACGAACUGUAAGAGGAGAGAGUUGGUUUUUUUUUUCCCCAAAAUAAGACACUACACCAUCAAGCUGUAUCCCCCGCCCCCCAAAAGCCGCAGAACGCAUCUGCAAAACGCGUAAGAAUCGAAAACCGAAGGAGAACGUUGAUGGAAAUCCAGGGAUUUUUUUUUUUUUUUUUAAAGUAAUACUUCGUCCCAACGUACCUGUAAAUUUGAAUGUCUCUGGCCGUUUAACCUUUUUUUUUUUUUUUCCUUUUUGGCGGGGGGAAGGGGGGAAGGUUUUGGACUCCAGUAGCCCAGCCUGCCCUGGUGAGAGAGUCUUUAUUUGAAUUUUUUUUUUUUCUUUUCUACUGUGAUGUACCUUUUGUUCUUUGUUUGUACACGGGUUUGGGUCGGGGCGGCAGCAGGUUGUAAAGUUUAAAGGCGCGAGUCCUCAUUGCUUAAGACGGGCGAGUCGCAGGUGGUCGCCGGUGUGUCGGUAUGCUUUUUUCGGGAAGAGCCUCCUCUGUCGGGUUCCCGGCAGGCUCACCUUAAUCCGCUCUUCCCCGGAAGCCCCCCGCUCAUCCCCCCCGCCCCCGGCCGGGAUAAACCAGGGACUCUCCCCUCCUCACCAGUGUUAAUGUGGAUAAACGGGGUGACCCUUGGAUCUUGGUUUCGAGGACACCGUCGUCCUCUCCCGACCCCCGCCUCACCCCCAGUGCACCUCGGAUGUAGGCCGUUGUUUGGGCGAGAGCCACGACGAAGCCAAUCGCCGCCCACCCCGUGCCGAAACAGGGUGCCAUUUCAGUUUUUUGGGUUUUUUGGGUUUUUCCUGGUGCAUCAGCUCUGACCCAUGGAAUGUUCUUCCACGUCACGAGGCAGGGCCCUGGAGCCCGGUGCAACAGACCAGGAUACGAAUGAUUUUCGGGGGGUCUGGGGGAGGUCGGGGGGGCGGGAAUAUCUGAGCAGGAAUCAAACUCUUCAAGUUCUCGAAGCGUUUCCACACCGCGUCGGCGGCGUGGAACACAUUGGCCAAAUAAAGAUAAAAUUUUACUA